AGACUAAAUUUGAACGCCGGUGUGGGUCUUUAAAUACUCUCUCUCUCUCUCUCUCUCUCUCUCUCAUCAUAGUACAAAGGAAGCCCCUCGAUUCACUCCUCGCAUCUCUGUGCGCUGUCUCGAUUCCCAGAGAGAGAGAAACACAGAGAUUUUAGACAAGGGACAGGGAGAGAGGAAGAGCAGCAGCAUCAAUGGCGUUCGUGUCGUUCCUCGGGAGAGUCCUGUUUGCUUCUGUCUUCAUACUCUCCGCCUGGCAAGAGUUUAAUGAAUUUGGCAUUGACGGUGGGCCAGCGGCAAAGUCCCUGACUCCGAAGUUCGAUAUUUUCACUAAACAUGUGUCAGUUCAGACAGGGCUGCAAGUGCCAGAGGUUGAAAUCAAAUAUCUAGUUGCCGCAGCUAUUGGUGUGAAGGCUCUCGGAAGCCUUCUUUUCGUCCUUGGCAGCUCUCUUGGAGCUUAUCUGCUGCUUCUGCACCAAGCAAUUGCCACUCCACUCUUGUACGACUUCUACAACUACGAUGUUGACAAGAAAGAAUUUGCUCAGCUUUUUGUCAAGUUUACACAGAGCUUGGCAUUGUUGGGGGCAUUGCUCUUCUUUAUCGGCAUGAAGAAUUCGAUGCCGAGGAGAAUCAAGAAGAAGGCUCCCAAAACUAAGACAGUUUGAGAGAGAAGGGAAUGGGUUCGGGGUUUUUUGUUGUUGGUACUUGGUCUCUCAAUGCCAUUGUGAACUGGAUUUCACUCAAAAACUGAAGGGCUGAGUUUCAUAUGCUUUGUAGAACACAGCAGACAGUUCUUGUUCUUCUUUUCCUUUUCGUCUAGGCUUAUUUUGACCUUUCAACAUUUAGGGUGUGAAUUCUGAUUCUGGAUUUAUGUGUUUUUUUCUUGGGAAUUAUUUACCACAGAGUAUGAGGAAAA
Messenger RNA from Rhododendron vialii, 913 nucleotides. RefSeq lists its product as uncharacterized. The transcript has 5 exons. The record is from RefSeq and is a predicted model, not a curated record. NCBI's taxonomy places the organism in Eukaryota, Viridiplantae, Streptophyta, Magnoliopsida, Ericales, Ericaceae. The coding region runs from base 192 to 662 and encodes 156 amino acids.